AUGGAAGAACUGGCGGUGGAGGUCCGAGGCUCCAACGGGGCUUAUUACAAGGGUUUUGUCAAAGACCUCCACGAUGACUCCAUCAGCGUCGCCUUCGAGAACAAUUGGCAGCCAGAGCGGCAGGUUCCCUUCAGUGACGUCCGCCUGCCUCCUCCUGCUGACGCCAACAAGGAUAUUAAGGAGGGAGACGAUGUGGAGAUCUUCUCCAGAGCCAAUGACCAGGAGCCGUGCGGCUGGUGGCUCGCCAAGGUCCGCAUGAUGAAGGGAGAGUUCUUCGUGAUUGAGUACGCUGCCUGUGACGCCACGUACAACGAGAUCGUGACCUUCGAGCGUCUACGGCCCGUCAACCCCAACGCUUCCCUCGCCAAGAACCACCUCUACAAGUGCAGGGUCCUAGUGCCCCAAGACCUGGUGCAAGCGUGUCAGGUUGAAAACGCUCACAGAGAGUUCAAGAAAGCGGUGGGCGCCUGUCACAUCUCCUUCAGCCCCGAGACCUGCCAGCUGCUCAUCGUGGUGUGA
Molecule: messenger RNA, 519 nt
Organism: Knipowitschia caucasica
Lineage: Eukaryota; Metazoa; Chordata; Actinopteri; Gobiiformes; Gobiidae
Source: the annotation of a GenBank genome assembly